This is a messenger RNA of Oikopleura dioica, 975 nucleotides long. The record is from the annotation of a GenBank genome assembly. Lineage: Eukaryota; Metazoa; Chordata; Appendicularia; Copelata; Oikopleuridae.
AUGUUGUUCAGUAUUUUUAUACAUCUUUCCAGAGCUUUUGUUCCGCGAUGCUUAGAUGAGGAUCUGUUUCAAGAUUGCAGGCAUCUUUGCCGUCUUGAUUAUGGCUACUGUAAUAUUUUGUGCGAGACUGACUACUGUUUUUCAUUUUGUGAGAAUCAAUAUGAAACUUGUAUCGCAUCCUGUCCAUGUGGGGAACACUGUCCAACUGGCUGUGAUUAUUGUCCGAAUCCGAUCUGUGAAAAAGAAACAACAACUUCUUCAACUACAACUACAACUACAACUACAACUACAACUACAACUACAACUACAACUACAACUACAACUACAACUACAACCACAACUACAACUUUAAGGGGGUGUCGAAAAAAUUUUCUCGACCACCACCCCUUAAUUACAACUACAACUACUGAGCAACAACCCUCUGAAACAUGUGACUGCCCGGAGGGAUUGUUUUGUUUUAAUGCUGGAGAUGGAUACUAUUGCUUCAAACAAGCCACACUCGUUAAUCUCAAAUAUCAGACUUAUAUUAAUUGUGGAAAAAUUCCUGAAGAAACCUUUCUUAUCGAGCAGGGCCAGAAAGGUGACUACGCUAUCAAACUCGAAUUGAGCAAAGAUCCUCAUCCUCUAUGGCUUACCCCAAGAUUUAAUGAAAACGGGACUUUCGAUGAUGGUUACGUAAUAAAUACACACGCAUAUGACAAUAAUGGUGCCGCAGCUUAUCACAAGGGCAAUUCAGGAGAUGCAAUUUUUCACAAAGAACUUGAUGGUGCGAAUAAUACAAACGAAAAAUGGAAAUUCGAAAAGCAUUGCGAUGAAGGUGAUAGAGAUGUCUGUCUUACAUGGAGAAUAUUAGCUGUUGAAGAUAAAGCGGGAAAGUACAUGUAUGCGAAAAGCGCAAGUGAUCCUCGUCUUUAUCUUGAGAAGUUCAAUGAUAGAGAUGAGAAAGCCUUUCUCUGGACAAUAGAAUUUUCAUGA